AUGGUUUUCAAAAGAAGAUCUAAGAAAUGGGAGGUUAUUGAGGAAUGGAGAAAAGAUGAGAAGUGGGAAUGGAGGGGCACGGCGGCGCAGUCCGGGAAAAGAGUCAAGGUACGUUUUUUUUUUUUUUGGAUUUUUUUUGAAUUUUUCUUUCCCCUUUUUUUGAAUUCUUUUCUUUUUUUACUUCUUUGCGUCUUUGUUACAUGGUCCAUUAUAGUCAAUAUGGUCACUAUAAAGUGUGGAUAUCCAGUUCAAUGA
This is a messenger RNA of Penicillium digitatum Pd1, 255 nucleotides long. Lineage: Eukaryota; Fungi; Ascomycota; Eurotiomycetes; Eurotiales; Aspergillaceae. The record is from RefSeq and is a predicted model, not a curated record.